AUGAGGACCCUACACCAUAAACUCUUUGCCACAUUCUUUCUCCUGACACUGGUCUGUGCCCUGCAGGUACAGACGGCCCCGCUCCCAGAUGACUGGGGCACGGAGCUGAUCUCGCGUGCCAAGAGGUCCCUGCUCUGGCGGUGGAACACCCUGCGCCCCGUGGGAGCCAGCUGCCGGGAAAGCUCGGAGUGUGGGACCAAGUACUGCAGGGCUCGAACCUGCGCUUUCCAAGUGUUCGCAUCUUAA
Conger conger (European conger) is the source of this 246-nucleotide messenger RNA. RefSeq names its product liver-expressed antimicrobial peptide 2. The record is from RefSeq and is a predicted model, not a curated record. NCBI's taxonomy places the organism in Eukaryota, Metazoa, Chordata, Actinopteri, Anguilliformes, Congridae. The coding region runs from base 1 to 246 and encodes 81 amino acids. The transcript has 3 exons. Gene Ontology annotation, biological process: defense response to bacterium; antimicrobial humoral immune response mediated by antimicrobial peptide.